GCGCGCAGACUUAUGGGUAAUGCAAGGUGCAGGCGGUACAGCGGCACGCUGAAGAACGACAAGAAAUUGCUUCCGCAGUUCAGUUAGCGUGCGAGGUUAAAUGCUGUGUAAGUGUACGCUGUCCUUUUUUAAGUAACAGAGUGUUUUUGCUAAGUGUCGCAGUAUGAGUCUGAACGAGCAUUCCCUGCAAGCGCUGUCCUGGAGAAAGCUGUACCUGAGUCGAGCUAAACUGAAGGCUUCCAGUCGGACCUCGGCUCUGCUGUCUGGAUUUGCUAUGGUGGCUAUGGUAGAAGUGCAGCUGGACAACAGCUACCCCUACCCACCUGCCCUCCUUAUUGCCUUCAGUGCCUGCACCACUGUGCUCGUAGCCGUUCACCUGUUCGCUCUGAUGGUCAGCACCUGCAUUUUACCCAACAUAGAGGCCGUGAGCAACGUCCACAAUCUCAACUCGGUGAAGGAGUCCCCACAUGAGCGAAUGCACCGGCACAUUGAGCUGGCGUGGGCGUUUUCCACAGUCAUUGGUACUUUGCUCUUCCUGGCAGAGGUGGUUCUACUCUGCUGGGUUAAGUUUUUGCCCAUCAAGCCCAACAAAUCCAGCAACAGCACAGUUUCCUCCGGAGUGGCUGCUGCCAUUACCUCCACCUCCAUCAUGGUGCCCUUUGGUUUGGUUUUCAUAGUCUUCGCUGUGCAUUUCUAUCGCUCCUUGGUGAGCCACAAGACUGACAGACAGUUUGAGGAGCUGGAGGAGCUCUCCAACCUCACCAGGCUACAGAACGAGCUUGAUAACAGAGGAGAAUCUUCCAUCUUGCAGUCGCCAAGCUCACAUUUCCCAUAGUCGGGUCCAGCUGAUGCACAUCUGUGUUGGAACUCGUGACCCCUUUGGGAAUUCUCCAAGUCAGAAGCCUCGUUAUUGGCUUCUAUGGUUUUUACAGGAAUGAAGAUUAAUCUCACUCUUUAUUGUGAAACUUA
Molecule: messenger RNA, 969 nt
Organism: Maylandia zebra (zebra mbuna)
Lineage: Eukaryota; Metazoa; Chordata; Actinopteri; Cichliformes; Cichlidae
Gene: orai1b
Product: ORAI calcium release-activated calcium modulator 1b
Biological process (GO): store-operated calcium entry
Cellular component (GO): membrane
Molecular function (GO): store-operated calcium channel activity
Source: RefSeq, a predicted model, not a curated record